UCUUGCCAGACAGACGCACAUCCAGUGACGCACAUGAACCUAGAGCUGUUCUCAGCCCUUUGAUGGCAAGGAAGUGAUGGACAUCAGGAUCAAUAUCAAGAGCGCGACAGCAGUCUCCUGGGUCGAGACUCCGGAUUGAGAACCCACGGCCUUCGAACACACGUCCUCCCAACCCUCAAUCUCUCACCAUCAUUACCUUUGAACCGCCAAGAUGCAGGGAUUCAACAUGGGUCGUUACGUCCCGCCGGACCUUGAGGGUGUGGUCUCGGCAAACAGGGCGUCAGGAAAGGGACACGCACUGGGUUCAAGAGCGUCGAAACUUGCGACCGAGGGGAUCCUGAUCGUUAGAUUCGAGUGUCCAUUUGCCAUCUGGUGCACCAACUGUCACCCGGAACAGAUCAUCGGGCAAGGUGUGAGGUUCAAUGCGGAAAAGAGGAAAGUAGGGAAUUACCUUUCAACGCCCAUCUGGUCUUUCAGAUUCAAGCACACUGUUUGCGGUGGGUGGAUCGAGGUCCGGACUGACCCGAAGAAUGCCGAAUACCUUGUCAUUGAGGGUGGACGGAGAAGGGACUACGGGGCCGAACGAGAUUGGGAAGACGACCAAGAUGGCGGAGAGGCCGAGGUGCGGUUCGGCAGCAGACCAGGCGCGUCGGAGGAAGAGAAGCAGAGAAUGGAGCGUGAUGGCGGGUUCGGGGUCAUGGAGAAUAAGGUCAAGGACAAGACAGUGGCCGAUGGCCGAAAGAGACGGAUUGAGGAAUUGAUGGUGGCGAGUGACAAGAACUGGGCCGACCCCUAUGCGAUGAGCAAGAAGUUGAGGGCUGAUUUUCGGAUCGGCAGACGGCAACGACAGCAAGACCAGCGCACUGGCGACGCCCUGCAGGACAAGUUUGGCCUCGAGGUCGAAAUGCUCGCCGAGCUGCCCGAGGACCACGAGCGCGUCAAGUAUAUCGAUUUCGGCCAGAAAGACGAGUCGUCCAGCUCGACCAGGCCUAUGUUCGUCCCAGUGCGGGAGUCGCUACCCUCGCGUGCAAAGAAGGCCUCGAAACAUGACCACAAAGAUCACCUCCAGACCACGCUGAGGACUAAUACGCGAAUAGCAACCGACCCUUUUCUGCGAGAAGGCAUCCCUUGGAAGCCUAGAGUAAAGCGGAAGCGGGAAGAGCCAGAAGCAGACUUGUCAGAAGCGUUACGGGAAAACGAUCACGAACAUAAGCGUCAAGCAGGAAACCAGGACAAACGUAAUACUCUUUCGCUAGUUGGUUACGAUUCGGAUUCAUCAUGAUACCCCGGACUGUUUCGUCCAUGUUUAUAUCUGGUUCAUAGUCAUACACACGUUAUAUAACAGA
Exophiala mesophila is the source of this 1346-nucleotide messenger RNA. RefSeq lists its product as uncharacterized. The record is from RefSeq and is a predicted model, not a curated record. The coding region runs from base 212 to 1282 and encodes 356 amino acids. Gene Ontology annotation, cellular component: post-mRNA release spliceosomal complex; U2-type spliceosomal complex. NCBI's taxonomy places the organism in Eukaryota, Fungi, Ascomycota, Eurotiomycetes, Chaetothyriales, Herpotrichiellaceae. Gene Ontology annotation, biological process: mRNA splicing, via spliceosome. The transcript has a single exon.